Paralichthys olivaceus (Japanese flounder) is the source of this 3477-nucleotide messenger RNA. RefSeq names its product thioredoxin domain containing 5 (gene txndc5). Lineage: Eukaryota; Metazoa; Chordata; Actinopteri; Pleuronectiformes; Paralichthyidae. Gene Ontology annotation, molecular function: protein disulfide isomerase activity. The record is from RefSeq and is a predicted model, not a curated record. Gene Ontology annotation, biological process: protein folding. Gene Ontology annotation, cellular component: endoplasmic reticulum.
AAUGCCGGCACUUGUUCGCGAUUGGACGCAGAUCCGCAGAUCUCCACAACAUCUUGAGUUCUCUCACAGCUGUUCCUGCACAGAUCUCCAUGUCUGCUCCUCAUCCACAGUGUGCCUCCUCUUAGAGCGACUCUGCCGGAGGGGCGUGCACGUGUUUUUUUUACAGUACACCAGCAGGGACACUGUUCACCCACACACACACACACACGCUCACCAUGGCUCCUGCACUGAAUCGCACACCGGCGUUGUUGUCGUGUAUUUAUUUUGCCUCGCUGCUUUUCUCCGGUGUGUUCUGCGACGCGGAUGCAGAAGAAGAUGAACACGCCAAGCACUCAUACACGGUGGAGAUGUUCAACGAGGCGGUGCCCACCGCUCCACACUUUGUCAUGUUUUACGCCCCGUGGUGCGGCCAUUGCCAGAGAUUACAGCCGGCAUGGAAUGAACUGGCAGACAAAUACAACAGCAUGGAUGAUCCUCAGGUGUACGUGGUGAAGGUAGACUGCGUCCAGGACACCAAGUUCUGCUCCAAUGUCCAUGGGAUCAGAGGCUACCCCACGCUUAAGUUGUUUAAGCCAGACCAGGAGGCAGUGAAAUACCAGGGGUCCAGAGAUCUGGAGUCUUUGGAGGCCUGGAUGCUGAAGACACUCCAGGAGCAGCCUGAGGAACCAGAGACUGAACUGGAGCCCCCCAAAGCCCCAGAGCCCAAACAGGGCAUGUAUGAGCUCACCGCUCUCAACUUCAAGGCCCAUAUAGCCAAAGGUGCUCAUCUCAUUAAGUUCUUUGCUCCAUGGUGCGGCCACUGCAAAGCCAUGGCACCAACCUGGGAACAGCUGGCCACCACCUUCGAGCACUCCGAUGAUGUCAAGAUCGGGAAGGUGGACUGCACACAGCAUUAUGAGGUGUGCUCCGACAACGGAGUGCGGGGAUAUCCCACACUGCUCUUCUUUUACAAUGGACAGAAGACAGAGCAGUACAAAGGAAAAAGAGACUUGGACUCUUUCAAAGACUUUGUGGACAAUCAGCUGAAGGCUGCCAUGGCUGAGGAGGCAGACCAGGAACCAAGCGACGAACAAAAAGAAAACGAGAUCCCCACUGAUGAGCCGGCCAAAGAGGAGUCCAGUGUGUUGGACCUGACAGAAAACAACUUUGAUGAGUCAGUGGCCAAGGGCUUUACCUUUAUCAAGUUCUAUGCUCCAUGGUGCGGCCACUGUAAGAAUCUUGCUCCAACAUGGGAGGAUCUUUCCAAGAAGGAGUUUCCUGGCCUCACUGAUGUCAAGAUAGCCAAAGUGGACUGCACUGUUGAGCGCACACUGUGCAACAAGUAUUCUGUACGAGGUUACCCGACACUGAUCAUCUUCAGGGCAGGGACCCAGGGUGACGAGCACCACGGAGGACGGGACCUGGAGAGCCUGCACAGCUUUGUCAUGAGGCAGGCGAGAGACGAGCUGUAGAAGACGGUGAAGUCAGCGCCCACACUGCAUAUCUGACCAGUAGGACACCACUCUCUCGCUCGCUCUCAUACAGAAGCCAGCUCUCCCUUUAUCUCUCUCCACUCGGGUUUGGCGGUCUCUUCUUUCUUCCGUGUUCAAGGACAGAAUGAUUCAGUUUGGGAUCUGAUAUAUUUGUCAUUGCUGUUACUCAACCUCAAGUCUCCUAAUGUGGAGAAUAUCAGUUGGGUCUGCACAUGAAGUUAUUCUGUGUCUGACAUUCACUCUGCAAGCACUGCUCAAUUGAUCGGAACCAGAAUUCAUCACACAGGUAAUGUUUAUUAAAAGGGUAACACUGAAAAUGUUCCUGGUUAAAAAUCAAUUGUUUCUGACUUAAACUUCUGUAGCCAUUUGACUUUUUUUUUUUAAAUACCAAUUUUUUUUUUAUACAUGGGAUCUGUUGUUAAAUCAUGAGCCAUUAAUGUUACAGUAUUUGUUAAAAGCUUGCGUCACCCGAAUGUGAUUUUUGAGUUAAGUUGCAGGAACUUCAUAGCCACACCACUAAUAGCUUGUCUGACUUAACUCUCAGGGAAACACAGGCUGGAGGGAGCUGUGACGGAGGCUUCAUUGUCGAUAAGGGAGUCUGAGAUGGCACAGGGGCCCGAUUUCAUUUUUCUCUUCGUGAUUAAGAGAAAAAUAAAGAUCAGAGUAAUUUCUCAUGCUUGUUGGAAAGUAAAGAAAAUUAGCAAAGAUCUAAGUCAUGCACCCGACUUCUUUUCAGACUCCUCCAGCCCUCUCUGCUCCUCCUGGCAUUCAGCCUCUCAGGCCUGGACCAUGUCGCUCCAUAUCUCUGUUACUGAACAUCUGUAGACUUACUGCUUCUUCUGUUCAUUCGGAAACACCCAUCAGACGCAACUAAGUGUCAAAUGUGUCCAUAGAACUCUCUUUUCAAAAUAUCUACAAAUUUAUGAAUGUCAUUUUUCGAUGGCACUGUUUUCUAAGUCAUCUUUUCCAAAAAAAUAUGUGAAAGCUUUUAAGAGCAUUCCUCUGGUCAGACAUUUUUAUAAAGCAAUGUUAAAACUGAAAGAACAUAAGCUCAAGAUCAGCCAGGCUAUCUAGCAUCACAUCACAUCACCUCUCCUAUGAUAAUUUUGUUUUUGUGGUUGAACCAGCUGCAUCUACCAUCUUCAUAAUUUGCUCUUCCUUGUCCCAAAUAGGGGCAGCAUGUUCCAUUGGUUAGCACUGUUGCCUCACAAGAAGGUUCCCGGUUCGAAUCCCGGUUUGGCCGUGGUCUUUCGGUGUGUAUCUCGCUGUUUCUUGGAGGCCCGUCCAGGGUUUACCCAACCUCUUGGCCAGUGUCAGCUGGGAUGGGCUCCAGCCCCUUGGUGACUCCCAGAGGAUAAGCAGUAUAUAUAAUGGAUGAAUGGUUCUCAAUCAUCACUCUGAAUGUUAUAUUUUCUCUCAGUGGCUGUAAGACCUGGACCAUGACUAAACAGAUAGAGUUUAACUCUGCUACAUGGAUAAUGGGUCUGAUCUUAGCUGCUAAUUCACCAAAUACAACCAAAAUAAACCAUUAUCUGACUGUUUUUUCCUAUUCUCACUGUAAGCAUUGGUUAGGUGUAGUUUUAGUGUCCUGUAUACUGAGUCAUAGCAUCAACCCUCAAACCAACAUGUUCUGAGGGAUUCAACUGUCAAAAGUUUGAGUGGUAUUUGCAGUUUGAGUCUUUUAAUUUCCUUUUCCUGCGUUUAAUCAUGUAGCGAUGUAACAAACUGCAUCCAUACACAAGGAUGUGCCCAAACCAUGCAAAUGCACAAUGCCGGGUGCCAUUCAUUUAUUGUCCAAACCAGGUACACAAACAGCGAGACACAGCAGUUCUUUGUCAGUAAAAGUUUUUAUGGAUAGCACAUGGUCUUAAAAAAAAAACUCCAGUGAGAAGUUUUUUUUCCUUGUGAGUCAUGGGUUGUGCUCUACCCAUGGAUUUUGUACAAAAAAGAGUAAAUAAUGGCAAGUUGUAACAUGAGAUUUCAUAAUAAAUUUUUUCAAAAAUAA